AUGCGGGAUCCGUUUCCCUUCCCGCCGAUCCCGGCGUUGAGCAAGGCGGUUGAGCCUUGGGCCGAGCAGUACUCUCUGCCUAUCCUCCCACUGCACAUCCAUGAAGUCGUCGGGUCCGCCCUCUUUUACACCUUCAUCUACGCCGUCGUGUCUCCGGUACUUUCGAACCGGCUGUUUCCACAGUUCUAUCCACGCCACAACCGUGCCAAGAAGGCCAACUGGGAUGCUCAUAUCGUCUCGCUCGUCCAGAGCGUGCUGAUCAACGCCCUAGCGCUGUGGUCCAUGUUCGCUGACAAUGAGCGCAAGAACAUGGACUGGGAGCAGCGGAUAUGGGGGUAUACUGGUCUAUCUGCCAUGAUCCAAUCUCUGGCCGCCGGCUACUUUGUCUGGGAUCUUGGCAUCACCCUGCUGAACCUGGACAUUUUCGGCCUGGGCUUGCUCGCCCAUGCCGUUAGUGCCCUUACCGUUUACACAUUUGGCUUUCGCCCCUUCCUCAACUUUUACUCGCCCGUCUUCAUCCUCUACGAGCUCUCCACCCCCUUCCUCAAUAUCCACUGGUUCUUUGAUAAGCUCAACAUGACCGGCUCAAAGCCUCAGCUUUACAAUGGCAUCGCCCUCCUCGUCACCUUUUUUUGCUGCCGCCUUGUCUGGGGGACGUGGCAGUCGGCUCUGGUCUACGCCGACAUGUGGAAGUCGAUUCGCCAAGGACCCUCGGAGACUUACAUUGCUUCCGCCUUUUCCAAUCCGGCCACUGCCUAUGAGAAGGAUCUCAAUCCCAUGUUCUUCGCGCAGGACGCUGGCCCGAUACCCAUCUGGUUGGCUGCUGUGUAUGCGGUCAGUAACGUGGUGCUGAAUGGCCUUAACUGGCACUGGUUUUACAAAAUGGUUAUUGCGGUCCGCAAGCGGUUCGAACCGCCGAAGCCUGGGAAGAGGGAGCCGUUGCCGGCAGGGGCCGUGGCCAAGCCCGAAGUGACUGCUGGGGCGGUGGACCAGGACAAGAUGACAGUGCGGCAUAGGCGGAAGCAUUCGAUUGAGGAUGUGGUGCCGGACAUUGACGAGCUGAGGGACGGGACAAUUCAGUGA
This is a messenger RNA of Canariomyces notabilis, 1083 nucleotides long. RefSeq names its product DUF887-domain-containing protein. Gene Ontology annotation, biological process: lipid homeostasis. The coding region runs from base 1 to 1083 and encodes 360 amino acids. Lineage: Eukaryota; Fungi; Ascomycota; Sordariomycetes; Sordariales; Chaetomiaceae. The transcript is spliced from 2 exons. The record is from RefSeq and is a predicted model, not a curated record. Gene Ontology annotation, cellular component: endoplasmic reticulum; membrane.